This is a messenger RNA of Hevea brasiliensis (rubber tree), 1794 nucleotides long. Its product is annotated as putative disease resistance RPP13-like protein 1. Bases 18 to 1784 code for a protein of 588 amino acids. Gene Ontology annotation, biological process: defense response to other organism. The record is from RefSeq and is a predicted model, not a curated record. NCBI's taxonomy places the organism in Eukaryota, Viridiplantae, Streptophyta, Magnoliopsida, Malpighiales, Euphorbiaceae. The transcript has a single exon. Gene Ontology annotation, molecular function: ADP binding.
ACAAAGCUGAUAACUUUAUGUCUCGAGAAUCCCUCCCACUUAGUAGCCUCUUCUCGCGUCCAAUGAUUGUAUCUUUACCCAUUUCCUCUCUGAUACUGCACCUAAGCUUCCAAACCAACAGCACUCCCUCCUUUCAAAUCCAUCCUCCUGAAACCCUCCCAUCUUUUGUAGUUUCUCUGUUCUUGGAAGUAAUCAUGUCUUUUGUUGGACAGGUUGUGUCUUUCAUAGGAGAGUCUGCUUCGUCUUCUUUCUUUCAGUCUCUGUUAGACAAGAUUGAGUGCCCUGAGUUACUGAAGUUUGCUCAUGAGCGGCAAGUUCUUGCUGAAAUUAGGAAUUGGGAGAAAUUUUUUACUGCAAUUCAAGUUGUUCUUGAUGAUGCAGAGGAGAAGCAGAUGGAAGACCGGUUGGUGGAGAGCUGGCUAAGCGACCUCAAGAAUCUGGCUUAUGAUGUGGAAGACAUCUUGGAUGAAUUUGCCACUGAAUUCUUGCAACGCCGGUUGAAGGGAGAACGUCAAGCCAGUGCAAGUAAGCUUCGGAAACUCAUUCAUUCUGUUACUGCUACAAUCAGUCCAGGAACUGUCUUCUUUAAUUCAACACUGAUGUCCAAGAUGGUGGAGAUCACUGCAAGAUUUCAAGAGAUAGCAAAACAGCAGCAAGACUUGGGUUUGAUAAAGAAAAAUGUUGGAGGUACGUCCUCUAGUAAGGUAUGUAUACGACCAUCCAGUACAUGUUUGCAUCAUGAACCUGAAGUCUAUGGCAGAGAUGAAGAUAAGAGGAAGUUACUUGAUUUGCUUUUGAGGGACGAAACAAGUGAUGUGAAAGUUGGAGUAAUACCCAUUGUUGGGAUGGGCGGUGUGGGGAAGACAACACUCACUCGGCUUGUCUACAAUGACAAGGCAUCACAACAACAAUUUCAGGUAAAAUCAUGGGUUUGUGUAUCUGAUGAAUUUGACAUUUUGAGAAUAACAAAGAGCAUUCUUGAGUCAAUCACUUUGAAGUCUUGUGAUCUAAAGGAGCUUAAUCAAGUUCAACUCAAACUGCAUGAGAAAUUAGCGGGAAAGAAGUUUUUGAUUGUUUUAGAUGAUGUUUGGAACAAGAAUUAUGAUGAUUUGAAUGCCCUUUGUUCUCCAUUGAUGUGUGGAGCACCAGGAAGCAAAGUGAUCUUGACAACACGUGAUGAAGCUGUUGCACGAACAAUGGGGAACACUGAAUUUCAAAAUUUAAGCUGCUUUUCUGAUGAACAUUGUUGGUCAAUUUUUGUUGACCAUGCUUUUGGCAGGAGGAGAAUUGCAGAUCCAAAUUUAGAAGUCAUUCAUGAAAAGGUUAUAAACAAGUAUAGUGGCUUGCCGUUGGCGGCAAGGACUUUGGUUGGCCUUCUACGCUCGAAACCAAGGGAGGAAUGGGAAAAUGUAUUGAAUAGCAAAAUCUGGAAUUUACAAGGUGGAGGCAACAGCAUUCUUCCCGUAUUAAGAUUAAGUUACUAUCAUUUGCCUUCGCAUUUAAAGAGGUGUUUUGCUUAUUGUGCAAUAUUUCCCAAGGAUUAUGUAUUUCGAAAGAAGCAAUUAGUACUUCUAUGGAUGGCAGAAGGUUUAAUUGAGCAACAAGACGAUCAGCAUAUGGAGGAUGUGGGUGAUGAGUAUUUUCAAGAUCUGUUUUCCAGAUCAUUUUUUCAAUCUUCAAGCACUGGUGGAUUCAUAAUGCACGACCUUGUGAAUGAUUUGGCACAGUCUGUUGCUGGAGAGACAUGUUUCAGAUUAGAGGAUUCAUCAAUGGUUGGUCAAUAAUUUGAAAAAG